AUGGCGGGCAACAUCUUUGUCGUCAGUUUGUCUGUCGCAGACCUUGUAGUUGCAGUUUAUCCAUACCCUCUGAUCCUGAGUGCCAUUUUCCAUAAUGGAUGGACCAUGGGAAACGUUCACUGCCAGAUAAGCGGGUUCCUGAUGGGCUUGAGUGUCAUCGGGUCCAUUUUCAACAUCACAGCGAUUGCAAUCAACCGCUACUGCUACAUCUGCCACAGCCUUCGGUAUGAUAAACUCUUCAACCUGAAGAACACCUGCUGCUAUCUCUGCCUGACCUGGAUACUCACAGUGGUGGCAAUUGUGCCAAACUUAUUUGUUGGCUCCUUGCAAUACGACCCCCGGAUUUACUCCUGCACCUUCGCCCAGACAGUGAGUACAUCAUACACCAUCACAGUGGUGGUGGUUCACUUCAUCGUCCCACUGUCCAUCGUGACAUUUUGCUACCUAAGGAUCUGGAUUUUGGUGAUUCAAGUCAAACACCGGGUGAGACAAGACUGCAAGCAGAAGCUUAGAGCAGCUGACAUCCGGAAUUUCUUGACUAUGUUUGUGGUUUUUGUCCUUUUCGCUGUGUGCUGGGGACCGUUAAACUUUAUUGGCCUUGCUGUUUCGAUUAAUCCUUCAAAAGUGCAGCCACACAUUCCAGAAUGGCUUUUUGUCCUGAGCUAUUUUAUGGCCUAUUUUAACAGCUGCCUCAAUGCUGUGAUCUAUGGGCUUCUUAACCAGAAUUUCCGGAAGGAGUACAAAAGGAUACUGCUGACGCUCCGGACUCCCAGGUUGUUGUUCAUCGAUGUGUCCAAGGGUGGGACAGAGGGGAUGAAAAGCAAGCCAUCUCCGGCUGUAACAAACAACAACAACCAAGCUGAAAUACACUUAUGA
Molecule: messenger RNA, 876 nt
Organism: Egretta garzetta (little egret)
Lineage: Eukaryota; Metazoa; Chordata; Aves; Pelecaniformes; Ardeidae
Gene: GPR50
Product: G protein-coupled receptor 50
Exons: 2
Coding region: 1-876 (291 amino acids)
Biological process (GO): G protein-coupled receptor signaling pathway
Cellular component (GO): membrane
Molecular function (GO): melatonin receptor activity
Source: RefSeq, a predicted model, not a curated record